Syngnathus acus (greater pipefish) is the source of this 1216-nucleotide messenger RNA. It is a transcript of the gene rsrc1, whose product is annotated as arginine/serine-rich coiled-coil 1. NCBI's taxonomy places the organism in Eukaryota, Metazoa, Chordata, Actinopteri, Syngnathiformes, Syngnathidae. The record is from RefSeq and is a predicted model, not a curated record. Gene Ontology annotation, cellular component: nucleus; cytoplasm. The coding region runs from base 103 to 1026 and encodes 307 amino acids. The transcript is spliced from 10 exons. Gene Ontology annotation, biological process: alternative mRNA splicing, via spliceosome.
UUUUAAUACCAGCAUGGACUCGAUCGAUUCGCUCUACUUUGACUAUUUUAGUCUAGCGCUGCCUCACAUGUUUGUUGUGGAGCUCGGCAACGUGAGACAGUUAUGGGUCGACGCUCAUCAAGCAGUGAGGGCGAAACCCGAAGCAAGAAGAAAAAGAAACAGCGUCGCCGCUCGUCUUCAUCUUCAUCUUCUUCGUCCUCAUCUUCUGGUAGCAGGGUGACAAGCAGCAGGAGUCACCGGUCCAGCCGCCGGAGCCGUUCACGAUCCAGGGACAGGAGACGAAAGAAACGUUCAAGCAGCAGCUCAUCCCGAGGUUCAUCUCAUAAAAGGAGAAGUCGGAGCGGUGACAGGGGAAGGAGCCACCGCUCGCACAGGUCACGCAGCCGGGACCGAAGGUCUCAUUCCCGCCACCGGCGCUCUCGCAGCAGGAGCCGAGGAAGCCACGGCCGCCGAAGAAGCCGCAGCAGAGAGCGGACCCGGAGCCGACAUAAGGGCCGCGAUAAAGACAAGGGACGGGAUCGGGACCGAGAGAAGAACAAGGACAAGGCGGAGAAAAAGACGGAUACCGUGAGCAUGAAACUUGGAUUGGAACAUCUGACGCCAGCAGAACAGGCUAAGGUUCGAAUGCAGAUGGUCCUCCAGGCUGCAGCCAAAACAGAUGAAGUUCUUAAGGCCAAAAUAGCCAGGCAAGAGCAGGAGACCCGAAAAAAGCUGGAUAUAGAGGGAGCUUCUCUGGAGGAGCAAGUGCGAAGGAUAAAGGACAUCGAGGCCAUCGAGGACGACUCCUUUGUUCCGCAGGCUUUCAAAUCAUCCCGGGACGACGUCAAGACUGAGCCCGUGGUGAAGCAGGAGUCGGAAAAGACGGACCACGUGGACCUCAGUUUCCCCCUGUCCAUCGUCUAUAACGACACCGACACUUUGGCCCAUCCCGCUUUGUUCAUGGACAAGGAGAAGGCUGAGGAGUUGUGGCUCAACAGGCUUAUUUCACUUCGCCAGGAGAGGCUCAUGGGAAGUCCCGUGUCCUAACCUGAGAACGCCAGGAGAGCCGUCCCAAAAAUUUAUAUUGUUGUGGCAGAGUUGUACAGUUUGUAGGACACAUUUAAAGCGUGGUAGCAAAACAAUUUGAAACACUUUAUCUUCUUGGUUUUCAUUGUAGAAUAUGCUGCGUGUAUUCUCCUUUGUAAACAACUUCAAUAAAAAGUACUGAUGGAAAACU